Coturnix japonica (Japanese quail) is the source of this 893-nucleotide messenger RNA. The record is from RefSeq and is a predicted model, not a curated record. NCBI's taxonomy places the organism in Eukaryota, Metazoa, Chordata, Aves, Galliformes, Phasianidae.
AGGGCCCCAUUAGGACCCCAUAUCCACCCCAUAAGGACCCCAUACCCCCCCAGCCCCACAGCACUGUGUCCCUAUGGAGCUGUGGAGGCAAUGCGCCCAUUGGUUGGUCACAGCCCGCGUCCUGCCCCCCGGCCAUAGGGCCAGCAGCCCUAUGGGGCAGGUUUGGGAUCUGGCUCAAGCUUUAAGGGAUGGGGUCUUGUUGUGUCACCUCCUCAACGCCCUCCUACCCAACGCUGUGCCACUGAGGGACAUCUGCCCCCGGCCCCAAAUGUCACAGUUCCUGUGUCUCCGUAACAUCCGGCUGUUUCUGGCCUCGUGCUCGGAUCAAUUUGGGAUCCCAAAACAUCGACUGUUCGCGGCCUUCGACCUGUUUGACGGGACCGACUUCAGGAAGGUGAUCGACACUUUGGCCGCGUUGUCCUGGACGCCCCACGCGCAGAACAAAGGGUUAAUCCCGUUCCCCACCGAAGGCUUCAAUGGGGACGACGAGACCUACAGCGGGUUGUCAGACCUCAUAGACGACACAGCGGAGGAGGACGAUGAUCUGUACGACUGCGUCGAGGCCGAAGGGGACGACGGGGACGAUGUAUACGAGGAUCUUAUGAGGGUCGAAGCCCCCCCAGCCAAUAGGCCGGGGCCGGACCGCCGUCAGCGCUGCCUGCAGGAGCUGAGGCAGACGGAGGAGAAAUACACCGAGAGCCUGGAGGCCAUUUGCACUCACUUCCUGCGCCCUCUUCGUCCGUUCCUGCAGCCCCAGGACAUGGAGAGUGUGUUCAUCAACAUCGAGGAGCUGCUGCAGCUGCACCGUUUGUUCCUGUCGGAGCUGAAGGCGGCGACGGGGGGGCGACGGGGGGGCAGGGGGCUGGCAGCGCUAUUCAUGGCCUAUAGGAGAG